Messenger RNA from Gongylonema pulchrum, 381 nucleotides. Lineage: Eukaryota; Metazoa; Nematoda; Chromadorea; Rhabditida; Gongylonematidae. The record is from the annotation of a GenBank genome assembly.
CGGUUACGCACGGAAAAUCGCUUACUAAGGCAGCGAAUUGAUUAUCUGGAGCAGGAAAGUUCAGCAUUAGCAGAUCGCUUGAUCAAAGGGCAGGUAAAUCUGGCACAAGAAGCGGAGAAUUGUAUGAGCAUAUCACAUGAACUACUCAAAUUGCGUGACAUCAACUCGGAUGCGCAUCGACGGCUGGAGGAGGCAUACGAUACAAUCAGAGAUUUGAGUUGCAAGAAGAACGAGGAACUGGUGGAAUUUGGGACGCAAGCGGAUGAUACAUCAAUGAUCGAGCAUAUUCAUGCGUUGCAACAAGAGCUGAUUGAAACGCAUGCUCGAGAGGCAGAUAACGAAAACACAAUCAAGGAUCUUAAGCUCAGAGUCCAGCGGUAA